CUCGCUCAUGCGAAAUGGCAACCGGUGGAUUGGGCAGUGGCGGGGCGACGACGCAUGUUGAGAGCCUCAUGCACAACGACAUGCUUGUGAGCAAAGAUGGAGAGAUCCUCGGCAUGACCUCAGUGGCCGCAGGAGGGAAACGAUUGGCGUUGCGGUUCGACUCCGCCGGCAACUCUGACUUCCACGACGUGUCGCGUCAAGAAGUUUUGACAAUGAUUCAAACAUGCGCGGACAGCAUGGCGAUUCCGGCGAACAAGCUCGGUCGCCGUCAGUCCACCUCCGUCGACGCUGGAAACAGCCGCGCGUACCAUCGCUCCCGUACGCGCCUCGCACGAGACGGCCCCAUCGAUAUUCCGGUCCUUCUUGCAUGUUGAAUCGUUCCCUCAACCUCAAUAUACAGGCGGUGCACAUGCGCGACCUUCGUAAACUGGACAACAUGUUCUCCACAUCCAACGAACCGUCCAUCACGGUUCGACAGCAAGCCAUCCUCGUCAACUGCGACCCCGUCCGUGCCGUGAUCACGCGCGACUGCUGCCUCGUAUUCCUCCCCGACGGGGCCGACAGUUUGGUGUAUCACUUGAAGACCAACAUGCAGCAGCACCUGGCCGAAGCGACAGCAUUUGAAUUUGCCGCCGUGGAGGCCAUUCUAGCGACGAUUUGCCGGUUGUUUUCCGCUGAAUGCGACCGCAUCGUGCCCAAGGGUCGACUAGCCCUGGACAAAAUGACCAAAGAUGACUCGAUGCUGAGCGAACUCGAAAACUUGCGGUCGAUCAAGAAUGAAAUGAGCGCGCUCGAGUCGCGGGUCGGCGGCAUGCGGCGCCUCCUCAUGGCGUUCCUCGAAAACGAAGAGGACUUGCACAUGAUGUACUUGACCAAGCUGUAUCAUGAGCCAGCGUUGGUGCACGAUCUGUUUAGCUUUGACACGGAAGACGCGGAAUCGUUUCUGGAAGUGUACCUCCAGGAAAUCUACGGCACGCAAACGCGUGUAGCGCUUAUGGCCAACAACAUCCUCAAUACCGAGAGCAUUGUGAUGCUCAAACUCGACUCAAAGCGGAACUUUUUGUUGAGUGUCGACUUGAGUCUGACGCUGAUGGGCACGGUGCUGGCGCUGCCGACGUUCAUCGUGGGAGGGUUUGGAAUGAACCUCAACUCAACGGUGCAAGAGACGGCGUACUUGUUCUGGAUCAUCUUUGGGCUGUGCAUUGCCCUCAUCGUCGUCGGGUUCGUCUAUGCCCAGCAAUACCUCAAGAAACAAGGGAUCAACAUGUCAUGGAAGUAUUAAAUCAAUGACGAAACUUUGUAUAACCUUGAAAAGGUACUAAUAUUUGUUCCAAUUAUAAUUUUAUUUCUA
Aphanomyces astaci is the source of this 1351-nucleotide messenger RNA. RefSeq lists its product as hypothetical. The record is from RefSeq and is a predicted model, not a curated record. The transcript has 7 exons. Gene Ontology annotation, molecular function: magnesium ion transmembrane transporter activity. Gene Ontology annotation, biological process: magnesium ion transport. Bases 224 to 1282 code for a protein of 352 amino acids. NCBI's taxonomy places the organism in Eukaryota, Oomycota, Saprolegniomycetes, Saprolegniales, Verrucalvaceae.